Molecule: messenger RNA, 648 nt
Organism: Cyprinus carpio (common carp)
Lineage: Eukaryota; Metazoa; Chordata; Actinopteri; Cypriniformes; Cyprinidae
Exons: 7
Coding region: 1-648 (215 amino acids)
Source: RefSeq, a predicted model, not a curated record
AUGGCUCUUCACCAGAUGUUAUUGAGGAACCUGGAGAUCCUGUCAGGGAUGAAGUGGAUUAUUCAUUGCCUCCUGCUUAUUUUAUCUGCUUUUCUCUGCAUAUCUGCUGGAUAUUUGGAUAGUACCCCUCCAAAACCUGUUUGUCCUCUACAGUCAAAAUCUGCAUGCACACAAAAUGGAAAUAAUAAGAUCGAUAUGUUCAUACUGGGUCCAUGUGGUUUUAAAGGAUACAUGAAAAUAGCUAAUUGCAAUCAUAAUAAAUGGGAUAUUUCACAGAACCAGACAGUGAGCUCACUUAAGUGCCAUUCUACUGUAUCAUCAGAGAACCUAUUCAAAGUCUAUGCUUUUCCAAUUGUUGAAAACGCAUCCGGUACAACACACAGUAGUGACUGUGGUGUUACUUUAUCAGGCAACUCACCUUACAAACUCAACAUAAGCAGAUGUGUUAUGCCCAGGUUUGUCUGUUUAAUUGAAAAGAAAUGUAAAACUGACACUUUGACACACUGGAUGACAGAAGGUUGUAACUGGAUCCACCAAACCCCUACGUAUUUUAAGAAUGAUACAUGUAAUAUGACCUGCCUGAAUCCCAGAAAGACGUGUGAGAAUGCACAAUAUGAUUUGAACUGUAAAGGUAAGAACGUGGUAUAA